UUUUUUUUUACCAUUGAAUCUUGAUCUAUGUAUCCUGUCUUCCAGUUUGCCAUUGUUACUUAUAUUCUCUCUGCCGUUGUGUAUGGUAUACUAUUGUUAGCAUCCGCAUGCACAUGUCUUGUCCGUCGUUCUCGAUCCUUCUCUUGUAUGGCAUUACUCAUCAUAGCAUGCAUAGGAGGUAUCAUUGGUCGAUCAGUUAGCGUAACGGCACCGAUGGAUGACAGAGACACACUUUAUGUUUAUCCAAGCUUUAUUCUUGUUGUUUACUUCUUCGAUUACAUUCAUCUGUGGGCUCUCUAUCUCCUUCCUGUGAUCAUCAUUCAUCAAUUAAGAAAAUCAUCAUCAGACGUUCGCUUUUCAAAAGUCAUCCUUUAUCUCGGUUAUGGUUGUAUUUUGCUUGGAUUCAUUUUACUUAUUACCGCGGAAGCCAUUGCAGGUAGGAUCAACGCAACCAUGGGUGUCGGUUACAAUACAACGGAAACGAUGGUGCUCGAUGAUGACUUUCGAAAGGACUUGCUGACCAUGACGAAGACAUAUGCUAACGUUAGUGAAGCCUCUUACUUGAUUCUAUGGUUCCAUGCCUUUUCCUUUUUUUUCAUCUGUCUCUCCGGUCGCUCGCUAGGUUUGAAUGCUUUUGGUUCCUUUGUUACCUAUAAUCUCCUGAUGAUUUUACCCCUGAUCAUCCAAACUGUUGAACUUGCUCUUUAUACUAACAAUCCUACCCCAGUCUUCCAUGAAGGCAUAGUCUAUGCCAAUUUCUUUUUGUACGAUGUGGCGAUCUUCUUUGCUGUUGUUGUUGCUCUGUUCCGUUCACAUCUAUGGGUCCAUCCUAAAGAAAUCCACCAACGACAAUCAAGUGUUUAGAUUUAUUUUUAUUUUUUUUUUCUUUUAAAAUCAAUAUCUUAUAGUGUAUUCAUAUGUAUAGUAUCAAUAAUAGUAAUAAUAACUAAUCCAUGACUAUAAUUCGUAUGUAAAAGUCUUGAUUUUGUAUUGGAUUCUUUCAAUGUUCAUCCAUUCACCUUGUUUG
Molecule: messenger RNA, 1027 nt
Organism: Halteromyces radiatus
Lineage: Eukaryota; Fungi; Mucoromycota; Mucoromycetes; Mucorales; Cunninghamellaceae
Exons: 1
Coding region: 28-864 (278 amino acids)
Source: RefSeq, a predicted model, not a curated record